UGAAUUGGAUGGAGGUGUAUGAGUGAUCACCCAUGGCCCCUGCUGCAAGGAAGUCCGCGGCGUCUUCCACGUCGGCGGAGAUAGCUUUCUUGAGUCAACUCAAAAGCUGUCUGGUCAACCUACCUUCAACCCUUGUAGGUAUUUUGGUCAAUGCAAAUACAGCUGCCCAAAAUGUCAUUGUGGAACUGUCCUUCCGCCAGCAAACGGGCCGAACCGGUGCUGCCGAGACUUCCUCCCAACAAAGAUCCGUAUACGUGGGAUGGACUGGGAUGCCUAGCAAACGCAAGGCCGCGCCAGUAAUCACUCGUGAUGGUCUAGCUGGUGGCCGACACUCAGGGUCUGUCCGAGAUCAAGAUAUAGCUCUGGUUGAAAUUGAUGCUACUCUCGGCCGCCUGCUUGGCCUUGAAGAUGGGCAAAAGGUUGGAAUCACAUUGCACUUGGAUCCACCUCUCGUUCGUACCGUCAAUAUUGAACCUCUUACCACUGCAGACUGGGAAAUGAUCGAGCUUCAUGCUACCUUCCUCGAGCUCAAUCUUCUUUCACAGAUACGAGCGCUUCCUAAUCCGUCAUUCGAGCCCCCAAAUGGAAUCCCGCCUCAGCAGCCCCACCCCCUCUCACUUCAUCUUUCUCCGACAUCUACCGCCAGUAUACGCGUGCUGUCGCUAACUCCAAGUCCUCCUUCGUCGUCGCCUUUUGCGAAAAUCGCACCAGAUGCAGAAGUCAUUGUCGCCCCAAAGGUUCGUCAAAGACAGUCUCGAGGCGGCGGUCGGGAUAGCCAGAGCGUCGCAAGUGCCGGUGGCCGAAGCGUUAGUGGCAGGAGCGCCGUGAGCGCUGUACGCCAGCGGAACCCUCGUGAGGAGCCUUCCGGCAAAGGAGCUUUAUUUUUCCGCGGAGUGGAUCGUGAUAUAGCGAUGGAAUAUUUUGACGACGAGCCUGAAAACGGAAAUGAAGGAUUGAAGGUCUGGGUUGAUAAAGAUGCUUUGUUCUCAAAGGCAUUAAAAGGAAGCACUUGGGUUUCUGUUUCCGUGGUUCAACCUGCAGGCAUUCGCGCGCCAAACCUCCAGUCUCCUGGACAAGCUGAACUCGGCUCGACCAAACCCACGGAAAUUGCCUCAAAGGUUGUUGCAAGAAUCUUGCCAUGGCUCGAUGGCCCUGAUACUCAGCAUGCUGUACUUUCGACGCCAUUAUGUGAGGCUCUGCGUGUCGAGAGUUUUGUAGGAGGCAUCAUAAGGAUAGAGGCCGCACCACCGCAGACUCCAAAAGGGAACUUGAGAUCGCUCACCUUUACUCCCUUCAGUACUACCUCGUCACGCCAAGGGGAAGGUUUGAAAUUUGGAGGACAAUCACAGGAGGAAAAUGAAGAAGUUUCGAGGAAGCUUAAAUCCAUACUGGGUCCGGGACCCAAUCAAGGUCACAGCAUACUUGAAGGCCCAAUCACAGAUGGUCUCUACAUUAGCAAAUCCAAUUUUCAGGGCGAAAGUCUGGACUUCGAUGGUGGAAUUCUAAGAUUUGAGCCCCAAACAGCAACUUCCGAUCCAAUGAAAGCGCCGUGCGCUUGGGCACUGGGAUCCGAGCGCAGUCUACACAUAGAAAUACGACCAGAAGUUCUAGCUCCUCCGGCCACACAGCUAACCAAUGCAGCGCCUGACGAAGCCCUACCGGAGCGUCCGCCGCAUAUGGUUGGUAUUGAUAAGUUAAUUGAUCAAAUCCUGGGACAUCUCUCACACUCUUCCUCUGUGUUGCUGACAGGAGGCCUUGGAUGUGGGAAAACAUCCCUAACUCAUCUUUUGUCUCACGAGCUGCGGCAAAGCUUGCUCUAUCACGCAACCUACUUCCCAUGCAAAAAGCUUGUCACGGAAGAGACACGCGUCUCUACAAUCAAGGAGUCCCUCAAUGCCCUGUUCAUGACAGCUUCCUGGGGCGCCCGCUUAGGUGGUCGGUCUUUGGUUGUUUUAGAUGACGUGGAUAAGUUAUGUCCGGUUGAGACAGAGCUCCAAGUAGGCGGAGAAAAUGGCCGUAGUCGCCAGAUUAGCGAAAUCGUCUGCUCCAUUGUGAAGCAGUAUUGCUCGAUGGAGUCUGGUGUUGUUUUAUUAGCAACGGCUCAGGCGAAGGAGAGCGUCAACAAUCUGCUUGUUAGCAACCACGUCGUUCGAGAGAUCAUUAGUCUCAAAGCACCUGACAAAGAGGGCAGACGGAAGGUGCUGGAAAUGCUGGUAGCGCAGGACCACGGAUCCAAGAAAGCCGCACCGGACAAUGCUGUUGAUAGUAGACCUCCCUCAUCUCAGGAAGAAGAUGGCAUGUGGAUGGACGGUCUAAGUACUAGCAGUCGCCGUAACUCAUCAGACGGCGCCGGAGGGUUUGUGGUGGAAAAGGAUAUUGAUUUCCUUGACCUUGCAGGGAAGACCGAUGGGUACAUGCCGGGCGAUUUAGUUUUACUCGUCUCUCGUGCGAGAAGUGAAGCACUCAUUCGAUCGAUUGUCCCAGCCAAAGCCAGCUCCGAUAAAGAGACGAUAAAACUAGGAAUCGAUGACUUUACUCGAGCACUGCAAGGUUUCACACCUGCAUCUCUAAGAAACGUGUCGUUACAGUCUUCCACGACGACGUUUGACUCAAUUGGAGGUCUUCAUUACACUCGCCAAACUCUUCUGGAGACGCUACAAUAUCCCACCACGUAUGCUCCUAUCUUCGCCCAGUGUCCUCUCCGACUCCGAUCGGGUCUUCUUCUCUACGGAUAUCCAGGUUGUGGGAAAACGCUCCUUGCAAGUGCAGUUGCGGGAGAGUGUGGUUUGAAUUUUAUCAGCGUCAAGGGACCCGAAAUCCUGAACAAAUACAUUGGCGCCAGCGAGAAGAGUGUUCGGGACCUAUUUGAGCGCGCACAAGCAGCCAGGCCUUGCGUUUUGUUCUUCGACGAGUUCGAUAGUAUUGCACCCAAAAGAGGUCAUGACUCAACUGGUGUUACAGACCGAGUUGUCAACCAACUGCUUACUCAGAUGGAUGGUGCAGAAGGCCUUUCAGGUGUCUACGUACUGGCCGCAACAUCUAGACCGGAUCUCAUUGACCCAGCUUUAUUGCGCCCUGGUCGGCUCGAUAAAUCUCUGAUUUGCGAUCUUCCUAGUUUUGAAGAUCGAUUGGACAUACUUAAGGCGUUCAGCAAGAAGAUCAAGAUCAGCGAGAACAUACUUCACGGAUCUAGCGGUCAUGGCGACUUUCAUGAAGUGGCACGGCGGACGGAAGGUUAUUCCGGAGCCGAUCUUCAGGCAGUAGUAUAUAAUGCCCACCUCGAAGCAAUCCAUGACGUUUUAGACGCAGACGAGGAAAAGGCCGGCAACAGCAAGCAAAAGAAACGGCAAGAAAAACCAAGUCGCGCAUCGGCGCAACAGGACUUUAUACAGUUUAGAUUCGCAGAGGGCGAGGAUGAGGAUGUUUCUGUCUCUAGCAAAAGGUCCCAAGCUGCCUCCCGUGCUGCCAUCAUUGCAAAGCUUGACGCCUUGAAACAAGCCCGGCGGCAUCAAAGGCAACUAGCCGACCCCGGAUCACAAGGGCGUGUCCAUGAAAGUGCGGCCGUCUCUGCUCCUGGCAACGUGCAACAUGAGUCCACUGAAGUGGUCGUUCAUUGGAAACACCUGGCGGCAUCCCUCGCAACCACAAGAAGCUCCAUCAGUUCGACAGAGCGAAUGCGACUAGCGGCCAUUUACAAUGAAUUUGUCGUUGGGCGUAAUGGCGAGAUGCCCAGCGGUCAGGCGCCGACUGAAAUCGGCGGCAGAAGCAGUCUGAUGUGAUUAUCAGUCUUCCCCUUCCUUUCCAAUUUUUUUAAUGUUUCAUUCAUAGAACGCGAGUAUUCUCCGAGGACAUUUCUAUUUCAUUGUGUCUAGUGGCAUAUUACUUGUUUCGAAUGGAGCGUGGCAAAAAGUGUAUUUUUCGGACAGAUACCCCGCAACAUGUAGCGUGUA
Molecule: messenger RNA, 3950 nt
Organism: Xylona heveae TC161
Lineage: Eukaryota; Fungi; Ascomycota; Xylonomycetes; Xylonales; Xylonaceae
Product: peroxisome biosynthesis protein PAS1
Exons: 5
Coding region: 33-3779 (1248 amino acids)
Biological process (GO): protein import into peroxisome matrix
Cellular component (GO): cytosol; peroxisomal membrane; peroxisome
Molecular function (GO): ATP binding; ATP hydrolysis activity
Source: RefSeq, a predicted model, not a curated record